Impatiens glandulifera is the source of this 1529-nucleotide messenger RNA. Its product is annotated as phosphoserine aminotransferase 2, chloroplastic-like. The record is from RefSeq and is a predicted model, not a curated record. Gene Ontology annotation, molecular function: pyridoxal phosphate binding; O-phospho-L-serine:2-oxoglutarate transaminase activity. Bases 89 to 1369 code for a protein of 426 amino acids. Gene Ontology annotation, biological process: L-serine biosynthetic process. Gene Ontology annotation, cellular component: cytoplasm; chloroplast stroma. The transcript has a single exon. NCBI's taxonomy places the organism in Eukaryota, Viridiplantae, Streptophyta, Magnoliopsida, Ericales, Balsaminaceae.
UUCACUUUGCAGAUCUCUGAUCCAACAACCUUUCUCUUUAGCAAAAGUGAAGGAAUCUCUCUCUCAGAUCCAUUCUUCACAUUUCACAAUGGCCAUGGCAGCAGUUUCUUCCCAAUCUCUAUCUCUCAAACACCCUAAAACUCACCUCAACAAUUCCACCACCACCAACCCAUCUCCGGUCGUCGCCACCCGUUUCAACUCCCGUCCGAUCAAACCCAUCUCCGUCACCUGCACUUCGUCCUCUUCUUCGGCGGCGGCGGUUCAGACUCGUCCUUCACAGGAACGGAUCUUCAAUUUCGCAGCUGGACCAGCGACGCUACCGGAAAAUGUUCUCAAAAAAGCCCAGGCAGAUCUAUACGUUUGGGGAACAUCAGGUAUGAGUGUUAUGGAAAUGAGCCACAGAGGUAAGGAUUUUCUCUCUAUAAUUCAAAAAGCAGAGUCAGAUCUUCGUACCCUUUUGAACAUACCGUCAGAUUACGCCGUCCUUUUCCUUCAAGGCGGCGCCACCACCCAAUUCGCCGCAAUCCCUCUCAAUCUCUGUUCCCCUGACGAUCCGGUCGAUUACGUUGUCACCGGAGCGUGGGGGGAUAAGGCUUACAAGGAGGCAAUUAAGUACUGCAAACCAAAUGUAAUCUGGACUGGAAAAUCAGAAAAAUAUACCAAGAUCCCUUCUUUUGACUCGUUAGAUCAGAACCCGCACGCCAAGUAUUUGCAUAUAUGCGCCAAUGAAACUAUUCACGGGGUUGAAUUCAAGAACUACCCAGUACCCAAAAACAAAGACGCCAUUUUAAUAGCUGAUAUGUCUUCUAAUUUCUGCUCAAAGCCGGUCGACGUUUCAAAAUUCGGCAUGAUUUACGCCGGAGCUCAGAAGAACGUCGGCCCGUCCGGCGUCACCAUUGUGAUCAUCAGGAAAGACCUGAUGGGAAAAUCUCAGGGGAUAACUCCGAUCAUGUUGGACUACAAGAUCCACGCUGAAAACGAUUCUCUUUAUAACACCCCACCUUGUUAUGGAAUCUACAUGUGUGGAUUGGUGUUUGAUGAUCUCCUGGCUCAGGGCGGAUUGUCGGAAGUUGAGAAGAAGAACAUCAAGAAGGCACAGUUAUUGUACGAUGCCAUCGAUCAGAGCAACGGUUUUUACAAGUGCCCGGUGGAGAAAUCAGUGAGGUCGUUAAUGAAUGUUCCAUUCACUCUUGAGAAAUCUGAAUUGGAGGGGGAAUUCAUCAAGGAGGCUGCGGCUGCAAAGAUGGUGCAGCUGAAGGGACAUCGAUCGGUGGGUGGGAUGCGAGCUUCGAUAUACAAUGCUAUGCCUUUGGCUGGAGUGGAGAAACUUGUUGCCUUCAUGAAAGAGUUCAAAACCAGACAUGCUUGAUUUUGAUGAAGUGGUUUCUGUUUGUUUUUGUUCUUGUUUUUGUCAUAUACUUAUGGGGGUUGUUAUGGUAAUUUUGACUCAUGCAAGUGCAAUUUAUCAGUAUUGUUUUUGUUCUUGGAUUUUCAUCUAAUAAGGAAGCAGCAUUCGAGAUUUUUUCAUA